Messenger RNA from Trypanosoma cruzi, 942 nucleotides. RefSeq lists its product as uncharacterized. The record is from RefSeq and is a predicted model, not a curated record. The transcript has a single exon. NCBI's taxonomy places the organism in Eukaryota, Euglenozoa, Kinetoplastea, Trypanosomatida, Trypanosomatidae. Gene Ontology annotation, molecular function: RNA binding. Bases 1 to 942 code for a protein of 313 amino acids.
AUGGAGUCUUCAAGGGAAAACAGUUCGAACGCAAUGUCUGGCUGCUGCAGUGUCUAUGUAGCUAACAUACCGCCCUCUGUAGAUAGUGUGAAGUUAAAGAAUUUUUUUUCACCUACUGGAAAGGUUCUUCAUGUCAAGCUUCUUCUGGAUAUCGCAACGGGCAUGUCACGCGGUGUUGCCUUUAUUAUGUUUGAGAGCGUCGACGUUGCGAAAAAGGUCUGUGAAAUGAUGAAUCGUGUCGUUUUGGAUGGGAACGUGCUUCAAGUAAGGCUUUCUGAGCGAAGUACCUUGGAUUCAUGUGUGAAUGCCCACGUAAUCACAAACAUUGUUUACAUACGUAAUGUUCCUGGAAAUAUUACACUGAAAACAGUUCAAUCUUAUUGUGAAAUGAAUUUUGGGCCCGUGACAAAUGUGUCUUUGCACCCGCAAUCGUGUUUGCUUGGGGGACCGUCACCCUAUAACAUGGUGUUUGUGCAUUUUGUGCAUAUUUCUGAUGCAUGCCGAUGCGUGGAAGGCAUUGAUGGAAAAGCACCUUUUCCAUUUCCUUAUUUGCCGCAUCCUUUUGCUGUGGCUAAGAUGAUUGAGGACGUGGAUGCUGAAAGGAGGAAAUCCAUUAUUCUUCGCCCGAGGAAUACGGCUCCUAACUCCACUUUGGCGUGCGCACCACCAGUACCGGCUUCUGGAAAGCCUGCUUCUCCUGUUUUUAUGGAUUCCACGACUGUGAGUCCAGUAAUUUGUGAUACAUCAGCUCAGUUCAUAUCCCAAGCUCCUGUUCUUCCAUUCAUCGUGGCAUACCAACAAAGAGAGAAUUAUUUUCCGUUUAUUACCGCCCCGUUAAGUGCCCCUGAGUCGACGUUGACACCCCGCGUUUUUGUUCCCCCGACAAAUGACCCUCAAAGGCUCUUCUUUUUUUCGAAUCAUGGGUAUUCAAUGCUCCUGUAA